GUAACUUUGAGGGAUGAGAACUUCCAAAUAUCGCGAGAUGUGCUCAGCUCGUUAGCUCAAAUCAGGUCCAGCUGCUCCCUUGGAAAAGAGCGCCCUAACUUCACUUCUGCUUUUCUGAGGCUGCAAAAUGAAAUGUUACAGCACUCAUCACUGAAUGUCUUUUUAACUUGAUGUAAACUAUAUUUUGACGUCGUUUUUAGUUACACAGGGGCGACGGAAACAUUUUUAUUUCUCGUCAGCCGGAUAUUUUUUAUAUCGUAGCAACGCUAGCUUCAUGGUUUGACGACAUUAGCCAAGCAGCUGCUUUCCAAGCCGCCGGCGUCCCGUUAAAAAAAAACAAAAUGUCCACGGAGCAGCGGACAAGUUGGAUCCUAACGGGCGCCACCGUAGCUUGUGUCACAGCUCUAUAUGUCCCGUGCGUCCAGAGGACUGUCCCCGGUGGAGACUCAGGAGAGCUGAUCACCACUGCCUGUGAGCUGGGGGUGGCUCACCCCCCAGGAUACCCUCUCUUCACCCUGAUGGCUCGUCUGGCCAUGUUUGCACUGCCCUCUCUUUCUCCAGCCCACAGUGUCAACCUGAUUGGCUGUUUGCUGGGAGCUGCAGCCUGUGGCGCCCUCUGCAUGACGGUGUGCAGGUUGACAGGUCCCGGUCCUGGAGCGGUGCUGACCGCAGGCCUGUUUGCUGCGUCCAGGCUGAGCUGGCAGUGGUCCAUGGUGGCCGAGGUGUUCACACUCAACAACCUCUUUGUUGGUCUGCUCUUCUUCCUGACCGCCAGCUUUCACUGCACUGAGGAAACAGGGGAAAGGAAGAAGAUUGCCCACUGGGGAGCGCUCUGCUGUGGCUUGGGAUUGUGUAACCAGCACACCUUAGUGCUGUACAUACUGAUCAUCGUUCCCUGGGUGUUUUAUCGACUCCACUCUCACAAGGAGCUGUCCCUGCGUCUCGUCGUGUCUCUGGGAGUGUGUUUUCUCACGGGUUUCCUGCCGUACGUCUACCUGCCGGUGUCGUCCUCCCUCAACGCAGCCCGCUGGAGCUGGGGAGAUCAGACCACGCUGUGGGGCCUGCUGACCCACCUGCUGAGGGCUGAAUAUGGAACCUUCAGUCUGGCCAAAACAGGAAACGCUGUGAAAAUGACUGAAAUGCUGCAGGCGCAGAUGGACCACUGCGUCGCGGACCUGUCCGUUCCUGUUCUGGUGCUGGCAGUGACAGGCCUGCUGCUGUCCUCGCGGGACAGGAAGAGUCGCUGCGUGUCCUGGCUGCUGGCGGCCAUGUUGCUGGUCUACUCGGUGUUCUUUGCCUGGAGAGCUAACCUGGACAUCAGCAGACCCCUGCUGCUGGGAGUGGUGAGCUGUGAGACGUCUGUCCAGUACUGUGUGUAUUUGGUCUGAGUACUGUGUGACAUUACGACGGCUCCCGCUGAGCUGGAGCGGAGGCUGGGCUUUGGGGGGGUGUGGAAGACCACAGGCUGGGCCCUCACGGUGGCGCUGUUGGCACAAAUGGUGCGCACCAAUCACAGGGAGUGCGAUCUGAGCGGUAACUCCGUGGUGGAGAGGUUCGGCAGGGAGAUUCUGGGCUCCGUUCCCAGAGACGCCAUCAUCCUGACCAGAGGAGACCUGCCUGGAAACUCGAUGCGCUACUUGCACUUCUGUGAGGGUGUGCGGCCUGACGUUCACCUGGUUGACCAGGAGAUGAUGACAUAUUCCUGGUACGUGACCAAGAUAUCCCAGCAUCUUCCUGGAAUCCACUUUCCCGGUCGCCAGUGGGACCCGUUUAAGCCUGAGGAGAAAAACACCUUCAAUCUGGAGCAGUUCCUGUCCCACAACACAAAGAGGGACGUGUUCGCCUGCAUUGGUCUGAACGAUGGAGACAAAAGCUGGGAACACAGCUUCUCCCUGUGGCCUCUGGGUGUGUGUGACUACCUGGUGCCGAUCCAGAGGGAGUUUCACCCUGAGGAGUGGUCUCGCCGCACCCGCAACCUCUACAACUGGAGCGAGACGCACAACAGUUUCCACGCUGCGACCUGGGAGCGUGUCGCCAAUGAGGAGAUGUGGCAGGCCAGGAUGAAGACGGCUUUCUUUCUAUUUGACCUGGCGGAGAGAACGCACGGAGAGGGGAAAACUCGCCUGUUUGACUUAUCGUACUCCCUGUAUAAGGAGAUAGUGGAGGCGCAAACAAACUACCCUCCCAACUGGGACAAGAACUUUGCUCUGGCCUGUGAGCGGUUGCUGCGCUCAGGUCAUCGGGGCUACAGUCCACACAGUCUGCUGACCUGCAGCAUUCACCACUUCAGUCUGUAUUUGGAGAAGGAACCCUCGGACGCCCAGGCUCCCGCCAUACGCUCCGCCAUCGGUCACCUACUCCAAGAGAGAGACAGGCUCCACUCCGGCCAGAGGAAACACCCGUGAGGCCGUCCAGCAGGGGCCGCACUGGAGCCCAGUUGGAGUUCCAGGUUACUGCUGUUCUCCUGGUUCCAUCGUGGUUCUCUUGUUGUUAAACUUAAGCCCCUUCCAAACUGGACCAACACUAAAAUCCAAAGUAGUCAUUUUGUAGAACAGCGGUUAUCAACUCGUGGCCCGCGGCCCGGAUCUAGCCCACAGAACAGUCCAAUCUGGUCUGUGAGUGAAUUCCAAAAUAAACAUCUGAUAAUAGUUUUAGAGAAAAACAAUAUUUUUAUUUUAUUUUAUUUGAGUGUCCGUCGGUGACCGGUUGUGGAGUUCGUGCGAGGAUGGAUUAAAACAAACGUUCUGCUGCAGUUAAUGGAUGUUUACAUUCACUCAGCACAAUCAGUCUUUAAUUUACUACACAGUCACAUCUUUUUUUUUCUUCUCAGUUGCUGAUUAUUUAGCCUCUGUUGCUACUUUUGUUUUUUGUUUUUUUUCUCACGUUACGAUAGUAAAACAGAGAUUGAAGGGAACCCAAUCGGAGGGCAGAAAUGGGGGAUUAUAGUUGUUGUUUUUUUUUUAAUCUCAGACAAACUUGUGCUUUGACACAGUCCACACGAUGCGACAACAUUUCCAGCCCACGCCUCAAUCCGUCCAUCAGUCAAUCUCUGAUGGUCAUUUAAAUGUUUGUUUUUCUUCCUUUUUUAAUCCCUCAUGGAUUUAAAUGAAAUAUAAAAUGUCACCGUGCCAGGGAGUGUUUUUUAGAGCUGUGUUUGUAUGAGGAACAUGACUCCAUCAGUGAUGGUUUUAUACAUUAGUGUGUGAGAAUAUCCUUCAGUCUCUGUAGCAGCCAUUUUCCUGCCAGAAGUGAAUAUAAGUAGUAAAAAAAAAAACAUUUUAAAAAGAGAUUUUAUCAACAAAAAAAUAGUGAUGGAAACCAUCAUCUCUGAGGAUCUUCAGGAUUGUUUUGUGUGUGUAAAUAUCGGUGUCACAUUAACAUUCACACCUUCUACUUAAAUGAAGUUUUUGAUGAAGAUAAAGGACAUCAGGAGUGUUCAGAUCUGUCUGUUCUGAUCUGGAGUCUGUCUGCUGCAGAACCUGUGGUUUGGUUUCCCCUCAUUUGCUGAGGCUAGAAUAAUCCAACACAGAUAUAUUUUUGAUUAAAGACUUGGUGUUUUGGAUUAAAAA
Cynoglossus semilaevis (tongue sole) is the source of this 3569-nucleotide messenger RNA. RefSeq names its product transmembrane protein 260 (gene tmem260). The transcript has 16 exons. The record is from RefSeq and is a predicted model, not a curated record. NCBI's taxonomy places the organism in Eukaryota, Metazoa, Chordata, Actinopteri, Pleuronectiformes, Cynoglossidae.